Molecule: messenger RNA, 459 nt
Organism: Ustilaginoidea virens
Lineage: Eukaryota; Fungi; Ascomycota; Sordariomycetes; Hypocreales; Clavicipitaceae
Exons: 1
Coding region: 1-459 (152 amino acids)
Source: RefSeq, a predicted model, not a curated record
AUGUGGGUGAGACCUCCGGGCAGGUCAAGAAGGGCUCAUCUCUACUCCGUAGAGCCUAGGGCCCCGUUCCUGGACUUGUUUCGAUGCCCAUGUGUCAACCGUGCCGUGCAGGGGGAGGACUCAGGCCUCGGAAGAAUGCUUGUCUCUCAUUCUCCCCGGGACGUCAAGCGGUCCGUUAUUCCCGCUAGUCAACUUCUCCACUCGAUCCCUGUCUUUGCCGCGACAGAAAGCGAAAACGGGCUACGAGGAUUCGCGAGCAUCGCAGGCAUCGCAGGCAUCGCAGGCAUCGCAGGCAUCGCAGGCAUCGCAGGCAUCGCAGGCAUCGCAGGCAUCGCAAGCAUCAUCAACAAAGGGCACAUGGAGCUAAGCAAGCGGCACCCAGCUCGUGCCCGCGCAGAGGCCGUUCCUCAGUUGCUGCACCUGCUGGCGCUCGUCGGAACAUUGGAUAUAAAGUGGUGA